Messenger RNA from Arabidopsis arenosa, 1632 nucleotides. The record is from the annotation of a GenBank genome assembly. Lineage: Eukaryota; Viridiplantae; Streptophyta; Magnoliopsida; Brassicales; Brassicaceae.
CCUCUCUCUUUCUUCUUCUUCUACUCUCUCAACCUCUCCGGUGAGAACAAAGAGAGUGAAGAUGGAAGAAGCUUUCAUGGCGAUGCUCUCACACCUUCUCCAUCUUCAAAACUCAUUAGAUCCCACAAGCACUCUCUUCUCUUCCGCCUCCACAUCUUCACCGUCUUCAACUACACCUUCCUCCCUCCUCUCCACUUCCUCCGCCGCACCUUUACUCUUCUUCACUCUCGCAUCUCUCCUCUCCUUCCUCGCCGUCACCAGAUCUUCCGGCGAAUCCUCAUCUUCCUCCACUUCUCCUUCCCCUUCCCCUCCUCCACCUCUUCCCGACGGCGAUUACUCCGUCGCUGCCUUCCGUGCCCUAACCACCGACCACAUCUGGUCUCUCGAUGCGCCUCUCCGCGACGCUCGUUGGCGCUCAUUGUACGGUCUUUCUUACCCAGUCUUCAUCACCGUCGUCGACAAGCUCAAACCCUUCAUCACCGCUUCAAAUCUCUCUCUCCCAGCCGAUUACGCCGUCGCAAUGGUUCUCUCUCGUCUAGCUCAUGGCUGCUCAGCUAAAACCCUAGCUUCUCGCUACUCUCUCGAUCCAUACCUCAUCUCCAAGAUCACAAACAUGGUCACGCGUCUCUUAGCCACCAAGCUCUACCCAGAAUUCAUCAAGAUCCCCGUCGGAAAACGCCGAUUGAUCGAAACGACUCAAGGAUUCGAAGAACUCACUUCUCUCCCCAACAUCUGCGGCGCCAUUGAUAGUACUCCGGUGAAGCUCAGACGCCGCACGAAACUAAACCCUAGAAACAUUUACGGUUGCAAGUACGGAUACGACGCCGUUUUGCUUCAGGUCGUUGCUGAUCACAAGAAGAUCUUUUGGGACGUUUGUGUGAAAGCUCCAGGUGGAGAAGACGACUCUUCUCAUUUCAGAGAUAGUCUUCUCUAUAAGAGGCUUACUUCAGGAGACAUUGUUUGGGAGAAAGUUAUCAAUAUUAGAGGUCACCAUGUGAGACCAUACAUUGUUGGAGAUUGGUGUUAUCCUCUUCUCUCAUUCCUGAUGACUCCCUUUUCACCAAAUGGCUCUGGUUCGCCACCAGAGAAUCUAUUCGACGGAAUGUUAAUGAAAGGAAGGUCAGUUGUGGUGGAAGCUAUUGGAUUACUCAAGGCUAGAUGGAAGAUUCUUCAGAGUUUGAAUGUUGGAGUGAACCAUGCUCCUCAGACUAUUGUGGCUUGUUGUGUGUUGCAUAAUCUUUGUCAGAUUGCUAGAGAACCCGAACCGGAGAUUUGGAAGGAUCCUGAUGAAGCUGGAACGCCUGCAAGAGUUUUGGAGAGUGAGAGGCAGUUUUACUAUUACGGGGAGAGUUUGAGACAAGCAUUGGCAGAAGAUUUGCACCAGAGACUCUCCUCGAGGUAAAGACAUGAGAACAGAUCUUGGUCAACAAUUGGAACUUUCUAUCUUUGCUCAAAAAAAAAAAGAUAGCAGCCAUUGUAGAUUCAAUCCUCUUGAGAAGAAAGUUUGAGGAUUCAGAAAUGUUAAAAAAGCUGACUUUGUUGCUUAGCCAUCCCAACUGUCAGUUUUGUAACUUAGGAAUGGGUUUAUGGUUUGUUCUGUAACACAUUGAGAAUUAAAUGUAUGACUUCUAU